This is a messenger RNA of Tarenaya hassleriana, 1271 nucleotides long. RefSeq names its product dirigent protein 17. NCBI's taxonomy places the organism in Eukaryota, Viridiplantae, Streptophyta, Magnoliopsida, Brassicales, Cleomaceae. The record is from RefSeq and is a predicted model, not a curated record.
AAAAAAAUAUACAAGUGACGUCAUAUUCAAGGGGACUAUCCGGACAAUGGAUAUACUUAUGCGGGCUGCCAAACAGGCUGGAUUCUACUCUUCGGAAACUCCCGCCUUCGCUCGCCGGCCGUCAACACGAAACCCAGCAGCACCGGAUUCCGGUGAUAUCCGCCGUUAUACGAAGAUUAUCGCCCGAAAUGGAAAACGUCGAGCCAUUUCCGAGAGGGAUCUUUGAAAUACCAGGAGAGCCAGCCAUUAUUAUCAAUGGGGUCCCUGAUGAACCCAAGACAGAUGGUGCCAUUGUCAUGAACGAUGCAGAUUCGCAUGGAAGUGUCGGCUGCGGAGAAUGGUUGGAGGGAAGAGAAGUCCGGAAACUGUUCUUGGGCCGGAAUUAUUCCGGCAAGGUUCUGAAUUUUGACCAAAAAACCGGGUGGUAUAGGGUAGAAUACGAAGAUGGGGAUUCUGAAGAUCUUGAAUGGCAUGAGCUGGAAGAGAUUCUUCUGCCUUUGGAUGUUACCAUCCCCCUAAAGUCAUUAGCUUUGGGCAUUGUCGGAAGCAGACAACAACCGACAAAAGAUUAUGGACGGACACAAGCACAAACACGCAAGACAAAGAGCAAGAUUUCCCGAGCAAACAGACUGGCGAUUGAGGCAGGAGGACAGGAUGUGGUUAAUGCACAGAGUGAAGUCGGUGAAUCACGAGACGAAACGAUACCGGCGAAUCGCCUCGCCAUGGCCGGACUCCGUCGUCGUAUUCUUCUUCUUCCUCUCUUCACCGUCAUUUUCGUAAUCGCUGUCAAAGAAUCUGAAGCUUACUCCAAUUCAUUGCCUCGACCGAAGCCAGAGAAGUUCACACAUAUCGACACCGUCUCCGGCGAGAAAACCACCGCCGUCAGAGUGGCCGAGGCCGCCGGCACGAACUCCUCCGCCACCUUGUUCGGGGUGGUGAUGAUGGCCGACAACCCUUUGACUGAGGGACCCGACAUCAGCUCCAAGAUAUUGGGAAGAGCACAAGGGAUCGCUUCUUCGGACAUGGACAGCAUCGGUCUGCUCAUGGCCUUUAACUUGGUUUUCACGGAAGGGAAUCUCAACGGCAGCGCCGUCAGCUUGUUCGGUCGGAAUGCGAUAAUGUCGAAGGUGAGAGAGAUGCCGGUUAUAGGCGGUACCGGAAUUUUCCGGUUCGCUACCGGUUAUGCUCAGGCCAAGACCUACUCGGUCGCUGGCUUAAACGCCGUGGUCGAGUAUAAUGUUUACGUUUGGCAUUGACUUCAAAGAAGAAAA